Plodia interpunctella (Indianmeal moth) is the source of this 4666-nucleotide messenger RNA. RefSeq names its product pou domain motif 3 (gene pdm3). Lineage: Eukaryota; Metazoa; Arthropoda; Insecta; Lepidoptera; Pyralidae. Gene Ontology annotation, molecular function: DNA-binding transcription factor activity, RNA polymerase II-specific; RNA polymerase II cis-regulatory region sequence-specific DNA binding. The coding region runs from base 429 to 2228 and encodes 599 amino acids. The transcript is spliced from 13 exons. The record is from RefSeq and is a predicted model, not a curated record. Gene Ontology annotation, biological process: regulation of transcription by RNA polymerase II.
CUAGUGAACGUCAACGUAUUGACGUGAGCGGCCGUAUUUGCGUUGCCUGUGCCCGUUUGACAGCUGAAAAAAAAACGUUUCGCGCGUCUUUCUGUUAGCCGCAAACUUUUUGAGUGCGUUCGAAAAUUGAACUGUGUUUAUGGGGAUUGUUUUUUUUAUGAAACUGGAAUUGUUUUGCAGUGUUAAAAUUCGCAUUGGCCUGAAUUGCCGUUGAGACUAUAAAGUGAUGAAUCAGCGGGCGCCGGGUAAUUAACAUCGUGUCUGUACGAAAACAAAUCUAAACUCGAACUGCUUCACAGCCACUGGAAUAUUUCCGGACAAGUACGACGGACGUCAGCAAGCUGUUUUACCCCUACCUGAAGACGUCCUCCCUGCAUAGGGACUUCCUGUUUUCCAGUGGCUCCGACGAGUCGGGAUGCGAGGCUGAUAUGUUGGAGGGCGCGGAGGGGGGACGGCGCACGCCGCCCCGGCCGCAGCACGAGCCCAUCAACCUCAAGAAUGAGCAGGCGGAGUCGGAUCGUGAGAGUGGCGCGAGCUCGCCGGAAGGGGGUGCGCGGGCGCAGCUAGCCGAGCCUCGGACCCCCUCCCCGCGCCGCUCACCCCCGCAGCAGCACCUGAAUGGCUCCAUGGCGUCAAUGUUCCAAAACCUGCAAAACCUCGCGAACAUGCAACAGAACAUGGCGCCGAUGUCGCAACAGUUGCAGCAACAGAUGUCGCAACAAAUGUCGCAGCUAGCAGCCAACCUUCAGGGCUUGACGUCGAUGCCCUCGAACCCUGUCAUCAAUUCGCCUUUGAAUCUAAGCGUCAGUGCCCCAGGUAUGGGGUCACCAAACCCUGUGGGCAACAACAACAUGCUGCCUCCAGCAAUGCCGUCCCCAAUGCCGCAGUUCAUCCUAGCAUCAGGUCAGCUCGUACAAGGAAUCCAGGGGGCGCAGCUGCUUAUACCAACGUCUCAAGGAAUAGCAACGCAAACCAUCCUAACGAUACCAGUAAACCACGUGAACUCAAACGACCAGAUGGUGAACUUAGCCCUGAACAACGGUCAAGUAGUAUCGACCUCCCUCGCCAACCUGCAGGCGAUGGCCCAACCCCACCAACUCCUCAAUUCAAACCCGCAGCAGUCGGCCAACAUUCGUCCAAACAUGCUGAAUCCUACGCUAUCGAAUGCUUUACUUAACCCUGGCUUGCCGAACUUCUUGUCGAAUGGAGCAGCGAACGCGCAAGAAUUGCUGCAAGCGUUACAGCAACAGCAGCAGCAACAGCAGCCUCAAGCGAACCACAAUCUGCUGCAGACUGUGCAACAGAAUAAUAUGCCUCAGCAUAUGCAGGGUAGACGGUCGUCGUCACCGAAGCCUGAAAGACAUUAUAAGGAAAGAGAGAAUUUUGAAAGGUUUGCUGGCGGUUCGAGAGAAAGAAACGAGAGGGAUAACUCUGGACCUAUUCAGAUGAACAAUAUAAACAGGCUGGCGUCAUCAAACGGCGAGAUCACCAUCACGACGUCGCACGGAUCCAACGCAGGCCCAGCCAGCAGUGCGGGCAGCGCCAGUUCAGGCCCCAUGGCCUCCCCCCACCCCCCAAUCAAGAUGUCGCCAGGCUCUGUCAAGUCUCCUUCCCAAGAGGACGGCGACUUACUCGCCGAUUCGCCAAACCAACCAACAAUCAGCCAGUCUUCGAGCAACGUGGUCGAUGGGAUCAACCUGGAAGACAUUAAAGAGUUUGCCAAGGCCUUCAAACUGCGUCGUCUGGGGCUGGGCCUCACGCAGACCCAGGUGGGCCAGGCCUUGUCCGUCACAGAAGGCCCCGCGUACAGUCAGAGCGCUAUAUGCAGUGCCCUGGCUUCGCAGAUGCUAGCUGCUCAGCUGUCGUCACAACAACAAAACAUAUUUGAGAAAUUGGAUAUAACACCAAAAAGUGCGCAGAAAAUCAAACCGGUGCUCGAACGUUGGAUGAAGGAGGCGGAAGAGAGGUACGCGUCUGGGCAGAAUCACCUCACAGACUUCAUAGGCAUGGAGCCAAGCAAGAAGCGCAAGCGCCGAACCUCGUUCACGCCACAAGCGCUCGAGCUACUUAACGCGCAUUUCGAGAGAAACACACAUCCUUCUGGAACAGAAAUAACGGGUUUAGCGCACCAGUUGGGCUAUGAGCGCGAAGUUAUCAGAAUAUGGUUCUGCAACAAACGUCAAGCCCUCAAGAACACCGUCAGAAUGAUGUCCAAAGGAAUGGUCUAAAGCAAUUCAAAAAAUAAAACUAGUGACGGGAUUUGACUCUUAUAUCGAUGUCGAUUUUCGCUUUACGAUCUGCACGUAGUCGUCUCGAUAUUCACCUUAUUAUUUGCAUCGAUAGUGUCUUAUUUAAAAUUAAAAAAGUUCGGCGGUUUGUUUUUCAAAAAAAUCAGGCCUUAUAUCUUUGGGAUUCCAGCCAAUAUAAGAAUGGGAUUUACAUAAUUAGAUAUUUAAUGUUAACGUAUAAAUAACAAAUUUCGACUGAAUAUUCGUCUCGAUGUAGUUGACAGUGGUAUUUGAAUGGAAUGUGUCUCGAUAUUAUUAGGUGUUUUAGUACAAAAUAAUAAAUUGAUGAAUUGUGCAUUACUCCGUAGAUACAAAGAAAAUAUUGAAAUCAGGCCCAUUUCGAUUAAUAAUUACUUCAUCGUCUAGCAUUUCAUAGUUCCAUAAUAUAAUACAGUAUUAAGCGCUGGAUAUUAUCAUCAAUGAACGUAUUCAGUAUAAUAUACAAAGUGCACAAUGAAUAAAAGAAAGAGAGUUAAAUAACUCGACGAAAUGUGGGUAAUCCUAGUAAGUAUUAGCAAUUUUUUGUAAAAAUAUUGCAUUUUGUAAAUAAGUACAAUACAUAAUAAAUUUUCGGCGAUAAUUUGUAACGUAGUGGUACAUUAAUUUAUUGAAAUACUCUGAGUUGUUUCGUUCUAUUUAGCGAAUGUUGCACUUUAUAGUUUUAGGAUUUAUCGAUUAUCGAUAUUAUGGAAGUAGAUAAUGUGUCGUCAGUCUUAGUGGCCUACUGAAAGUUUUUUAAUCUUUGGUAGGUUUUUGUUAAUAGAUAGGCAUAAAACGAUAUGUAUAGAUUAAUAAUAAAAAUAAAUUCGUCAUAAGUUGUAAAUAUUGUUUUCGUAAUUUUAUUUCAAUAAAUUGUAUUAUUAGUUAUAUUUUAAUUAAAGAAAAUAUUUUCUAAGCUUUUUAAGAUCUUUGUAGAUUCAAGUUGGAUUUUGUGGCGAUAUAACAAUGUUUUCAAAUUUCGUGAAAAAAUAUUUCGUUCGAUUAAAAUACUAAAUAAUACAAUAAAAUACAAUACAUGUAACAGCUGGUCUUAAAACAUUUAGUGGCAAAUAGAUUGUUGUGCAUAUUUUUUUGGUCAUAUGAAUAUUAAACUAAUGAAAUUGCCUCGCAUUUGGAAAUGUAGAUUUUGAAUAUUAUACAUAUAUAUAGAUUUUCCAAAAGGACUAAAAUUUGACAUUAUACAAUUAUGUUUUAAGUGUUUUCCCAAAAAAAUAUGCACACGUACCUAUUAUUUAUUUUUGCUCAGUUUGUUAUAUUUUUCAAUGUAGAAACAAUUUGUUUAAUAAAAAAAUAAUAAUUGACAGAUCUUUAAUUGACGCGUAUAACAAUUUCAACUUAUUUUAUCUACAUUAAACAAAAUUAGGCAUUUAGUUUUGUUAAGUCACAAUGUUAUGGACUGAACAUAUUAUGUAGGUUUUCACAUUUGUAAGUACAUUUUUUUCCUGUAAAUAAAUUAUUUACCUUGUUAGAUAUUUCAAUUUUAAGACCUUCUGUUAAGUGUAUUACCGAUAGUACAUAAGAGUAUAAUGUAAUGUAUGUUAAUGACCAAUGAAAACCAACUUGUGAUCAUUAAUAUUUGUACUGUUACCUACUACUUAACAAGAGUCGUUAAAAAAUAAUAUUAUAAAAAUUGAACAUAUUUUUCGGCUGUUGAAAAAUUGUAAAUACAAUAUUAAGGAUAAUAAAACUAUUUGGAUUAAUAUUUAGGAACAAAUGGAAAAAAUAUUAUCAAAAUUUAUAUUUUCAAAAAUUAUUACAAGUGCAAAAAAAAUGUGUAUUUAAAAAAAGGGAAGUUUGGCCAUAAAAUGCAAAAUUAUUCAUGGAAUUUUUUAUCGACUACAGCACACCACUACACCCAUAGGAGCAGUAUGGUAUACAGUGACUAAAAUCGUGCGAUGCGAUAUUGUACGUAAUCAGUACUUAUUUUAAGGAGUCAGGAGUUUUUGUAACUCGUAUUUGACCUCAAUCUGCUUCCUCGAUUUCUAGACCAUUUUUCACAAAAACGCAGAUAUUUAAAAUAAAAUAACAAAUAGCUAUAGUGAAAACCCUGGCUCCCAACAAACAUUAGCGUAAUAGAUGAUGCAUAGGAUGCUAAGUACAAAUGAUAUUAUUUACUCUACUAGUCCUGUAACAAUUAAAAAUAUUACACGACAAAAUCGCGUUGCACUCUGGUUUUCAUGAUCCGUACGUAACUGUAAUAAUAGUAUACAAUUAAUAAAAUCUACUUACACAUAAAUUCAGCUGUAACACAUAUUCAAACCAAACUGUAACAGUAUGUAAUAGUGUAUUAAUUUUUUCUUCCUAUAAUGGUACCGAUCGAUUGAUUAUGGCUGCUGGUUUAUGAAGAGAUGCAGAAUAAAGACAGAUAACUGUUUGAA